AUGAUAGCUGGCUACUGUCCCAUCUGCGAGAUUCAGAUGUCGCUAAAGUUUCUAGGUGCCAUCGCCGACGCGUUACAAGAGGCCGGUGGCCCAUGGAACAGGAAUAGACCCACGAAGAACAAGUACCCUGUUCUCCGUCAGGGUUGGCACCUGGGACGCCUUCAGCUCCAGGGUGUGAUAGAUCUGCUCGAAGUCUCGGUGAAAUAUGAAGCUCGGUGGGACGCGGAACAUCGGGACAAAGUCGCUGCUGCGCGAAGGACUAAUAGUUCCACAAAGGCCCUCCAGGUAGCAGAAAUGGAGCAUAGAUAUCCAGCCCUCAUCUCCAAGACUGUGGCGAGGGGGACAAAGCGAAAAUCCUCUGUGCCAGAUGUCAACUUCCAAGAAAUUAUGGCCACUCCUACGAACCCGGCGCACAUGCUUCUCUUCGCGACGACCUUACAGAAAGAGUUUGAUGAGCUUCACGAAGGCGUGUCUCUUCGGCCUGGUCAAUCCCAAGGGCUGGUCGGGUCACAUCCUGGCGUGAAAGUCAUCUCAGAUUUUCUUGAGAAUUUCCAAGAGCAGCAGCACGGACACCGUGAAGAACUGAAGGAGAUGGUUCACUACGCGGAUGCAAUGAUAGUGCUUGUCAAUGAAAACAAGGUACUGGACGUGUUCUUGUCUCAUUCUGACUACAUCGAGGACGAGAAUUAUGAAGAUGACGAAGUGGAUCAAUCUCGUUGGACUUGCCUCGGGGAGGUUUUGGCCAAUGUGGAAGCCGGCUAA
This is a messenger RNA of Cucurbitaria berberidis CBS 394.84, 762 nucleotides long. RefSeq lists its product as uncharacterized. The record is from RefSeq and is a predicted model, not a curated record. The coding region runs from base 1 to 762 and encodes 253 amino acids. The transcript is spliced from 3 exons. NCBI's taxonomy places the organism in Eukaryota, Fungi, Ascomycota, Dothideomycetes, Pleosporales, Cucurbitariaceae.